Messenger RNA from Magallana angulata, 1890 nucleotides. RefSeq lists its product as uncharacterized. The record is from RefSeq and is a predicted model, not a curated record. Lineage: Eukaryota; Metazoa; Mollusca; Bivalvia; Ostreida; Ostreidae. Bases 9 to 1514 code for a protein of 501 amino acids. The transcript has 4 exons.
GAACAACGAUGGACGUAGCAACAUCUUGUUUAGUGGUAUUUCAAGUUUCUGUGUUCAUACUACCUAUGGAUAAAAUUGAUGGCCAACCGUUAUAUGAACACCCUCGGGAAUAUCCUCUGAAAGCCUCAGAGGCUAAUUCAUAUUACCAACAAAUAUAUGAACGAGAGCUUUUCCACGAAAAAGAGCUUGAAAGAUUACAAAAGGAACUAGAAGUGACAAAAGAUACAUGUGGAACACAUGAUUUGCGAUCUAUUUAUCAAAACCCCAGUCCAAAUGGUACUAAAGGAUCUAGUGGAAAAGGGUUUGUAGUUUUAUUCAUGAAAAAUAUAGUCACUACAACAAAAAGUGUGUACGUCACAUCUGAAAAGGACGUCCAAUUGAACAUCACCACCUCCUCUCGUCUAGACCCAUCAAUAAAAAAUAAGAUUGAAAGGAAUAUCGUUGCCAAUUUAAGUCACCGUGUAAUUUUUCCCUCAGCUCUUGAACUAAAUUACUUUAAGAAAGAAGUAAAGUCAGUUUUAAUUGAAACUUCUGAGGAUGUAAAUGUCAUUAGUUUUGACGAUGGGGAUCGGACUGCUGGAAGCACAGCCAACAUCCCAAUACACAAACUCUCAACAAAAUAUAUAGUGAUAUCAACAACACCAAGUCAAAAAAGUCAGCUAGCUGUAGCAGCUAUUAAAGACAACACAACAGUUUCAAUAACGUUUAAGAUGAAAAAAAAUCUUAUUAUCAAAGGAGAAGUAUUUCACAACGGUGGUGUGUUUUCGUUUUCACUCGAUCGUUUUGAAACCUAUCAAAUUGAACAUUCGGUAGAUUUAACUGGAUCAGUCAUUGAAUCCUCAUUACCUAUAGCAGCCUUUUCAGGAAACGAUUGUAACCAACUUCAUGGUUUGGGAUUUUGCGAUCACUUAAUAACACAAUUACCACCAACUGACAAUGUGGACAAAACCUACAUAAUUCCUCCAAGUUCAAAUGACAGGGAAACAAUCAUACGCAUUACAGCAAUAGAAAAAGCAGACAUUAUUUACAUGAUCGGAUCUGUAAAUAAAACUUUAACUUUAAACAAACUUGAAUUUUUCGAAACCCAAAUAUCGAGCAAUCAGAUAUGCUUCAUUGCGUCUUCAAACCCUGUAAUAGUAACAGGGAUCGGUUUGCCUUCAAAAACCUCAGAUUUGAGUGAUCCAUCAAUGACAAUUAUUCCAGGAAUAAACCAGUAUCUUAACUACUUCAAAGUAGUUGUACCCAGUGGAUUUGUCAAUAACUUUGUAACUAUUAUGAUUAAAGAAUCCUCAAAAGAUCUAAUUCGCAUCAAUAGCACGGUAAUAUAUCCAUGCAAUAUCGUUUUUGAGGGAAAUGUGUUGGCUGGAAAAAUCAAAUAUAGCGUGAGAUCAAUACGAGUAGUAGAGGGAGUCCUUACUGCGUUUUCAUUGGACGGUGUAAAAUUUGGAAUGCUUUUUUCAGGGGUACAAACAGCAGAAGCGUACAGUUUUUCUGGAAAUUUUUUGCUGCCAUGAAAACUUAUCUGCUCCUUUAUGUUACUUCCUACAAAAUAAUGAAAAAAUACGAGUGUUAAACAGGACAAUAUAAUCUUGUGCUGACAUAUUAAAUGGUUAUGUUGCUGAUGUUUUGUGUUGCAAUAGCUAUGCAUUUUAUGUAUCAUUUGUGUAUUAAUAUAUGAACAGGCAUUUUUAUGCACAUUUGCGUGAAUAUUACUUAUUGAGAUUAGAAAAAAAACACAUGAGUGGAUAAGUAGUAUUUUGGCUAUGUUUACAUUUCAAAUGAUAUUCCAGCUUGUUUUGCUUACUUUAACUAAACAAGACUUAACUAAACUAAAUUAAACUUAACUAAACUAAAUUAAACUGAACAAAAAUAACUAACUAUUAUGAAAAA